AGAGACUCUCUUACUCUGUACAGUGUAGUAUGAGGAUGUGAAACUGGACUUGAUAUAGUUAUUUGUGCCUGAGUGAAAAACUGCCACAUGGAACCCCAGAGAGGAAGACAAUAUCUCGAAAGCAGCCAAGGCUGACCCGACCGCGGCCCUCGCAGCAGCUGCAAGAAGGAACCGAGGGACCGAGGCCUCCUCGCUGCCCCUCUCGCUGCCCAGACGGACACCGAGGCCUUCUCACUCCCGGGACAGACACACCGCCACCCUCGCUCCCAGCGGUAGCCACAGCCAGCGACUCGCGGCAGCGGAUCGAGCCCUUUCUCCGGCUGUUGACUCUCCUCUGGCGGAAAGGUCGCGGCCUGUGGCCCUGCAGGCAGCCUUCUGAGAUGAGUUCCAGCGCCCCCAGCUCCUCCUCUUCCACGCUCUACAUGGAGGACCUACACCCGGACGUGACGGAGGUGAUGCUCUACGAGAAGUUCAGGCCGGCGGGGCCCAUCCUCGCCAUCCGAAUCUUCAGGCACGGGUCAACCCGUCACUCCUUGGGCUGCGCUUACGUGCGCUUCCAGCAGCCAGCGAGUGCGGAGCGUGCUUUGGACACCAUGAAUUUUGAUAUUGUGAAGGGCAAGCCACUUCACAUCAUGUUGUGCCAGCGAGAUCCACCGCUUGGCCAAAGAGGAGUGGGCAACAUAUUCAUUAAAAAUUUGGACAAAUCCAUUAAAAAAGAAGCACUGUAUGAUGCAUUUUCUGCAUUUGGUAACAUCCUUUCAUGUGAAGUGGUUUGUGACGAAAAUCGUUCCAAGCAUUAUGGAUUUGUACAUUUUGAGACAGAGGAAGCAGCUGAAAGAUCUAUGCAAAAAAUGAAUGGGAUGCUUCUAAAUGAUCACAAAAUAUUUGUUGGACGAUUUAAGGCUCCUGAAGAACGAGAAGCAGAUCUUGACGUUAAUGCAAACGAGUUCAUCAACGUUUGCGUCAAGAAUUUUGGAGAAGACAUGGAUGAUGACCAACUUAAAGAUCUCUUUGGCAAGUUCGGACCUGUCUUGAGUGUGAAAGUAAUGACCGAUGAAAGUGGAAAAUCUAAGGGUUUUGGAUUUGUGAGCUUCAGAAGACAUGAAGAUGCACAGAAAGCUGUGGAUGAGAUGAAUGGAAAGGAACUCAAUGGAAAACAAAUUUACGUUGGCCAAGCUCAGAAGAAAGCGCAACGGCAGGCAGAACUUAAGCGCCAAUUUGAACAGAAGAAGCAAGAUAGGAUCAGCAGAUGCCAGGGUGUUAACCUCUAUGUGGCAAAUCUUGAUGAUCAUAUUGAUGAUGAACGUCUCCAGAAAGAAUUCUCUCCAUUUGGUACUAUCACUAGUGCCAAAGUUAUGAUGAAGGGUGGUUGCAGCAAAGGGUUUGGUUUUGUAUGUUUCUCCUCAGCAAAAGAAGCCAGCAAAGCAGCUACAGAAAUGAAUGGUAGAAUUGUGGCUACCAAGCCAUGGUCUGUAGCUUUAGCUCAGUGCAAAGAAAAGUGCCAGGCUCACCUCACUAACAAGUGUAUGCAGAGACCGACAAAUGUGACAGCUAUGCUCAUCCCCAAAAGCAACCCCUACCAGCUGGCAGCUGACCCACUGACUCAGAACCAUGCUCCAUACUAUUCUCCUAGCCAAACUGCUCAACAAAGACUGAGUCCUCACUGGACUGCUCAGGGUGCCAGACCUCAUCCAUUCCAAAAUAUGCCCAGUGCUACCUGCCCAGCCUCUCCUAGACCACCACUUAGUACUAUGAGACCAGUUUCUUCACAGGUUCCACGAGUCAUGUCCACACAGCGUGUUGCUAACACAUCAACAAAGACAGUGGGUUCACGUCCUGUAGCUGCUGCUGCUGCUACUGCUCCUGCUGCUGCUACUACUUCUGCUGUCCUCCCUGUUCCACAGUGUAACUAUACUACAGGAGUUCGCAGUCCUCAACAUCUUAAUGCACAGCCACAAGUUACCAUGCCGCAGCUUGCUGUUCACGAACAAGGUCAGAAGCCUUUGACUGCUUCCAUGUUGGCAUCUGCCUCUCCUCGAGAGCAAGAGCAAAAGCAACUGUUGGGCGAAUGGCUCUUUCCUUUAAUUCAGUCCUUAUACCCUACUUUGGCUGGUAAAAUCACUUGCAUGUUGUUGGAAAUUGAUAAUUCAGAGCUUCGUCGUGUGCUUGAGUCUCCACGGUCUCUCUGUUCCAAAGUUGAUGAAGCUGCAGCUGUAUUACAAGCCCACCAAGCUUAAGAGGCUGUCCAGAAAGGAGUUACCAGUGUCACUGGUGUACCAUCUCCCGUGCCCCCUUUUUUCUGACUUCUCAGUGAGCUCACUUCUUUUACAGUGGCUUCUAUUUCCUAGAGAGCCAAAGCAACCCUGCCUAGGCUGUGUCAUGUUCCUUUUUCUAUCUUAAGCCCUUCCUUUGUUUCACUGUCCCCAUCUAUAAUAAACAUACUGUCAAAAUC
Messenger RNA from Phyllostomus discolor (pale spear-nosed bat), 2452 nucleotides. RefSeq names its product polyadenylate-binding protein 1-like. Gene Ontology annotation, molecular function: RNA binding. The record is from RefSeq and is a predicted model, not a curated record. NCBI's taxonomy places the organism in Eukaryota, Metazoa, Chordata, Mammalia, Chiroptera, Phyllostomidae. Bases 381 to 2237 code for a protein of 618 amino acids. The transcript has 3 exons. Gene Ontology annotation, cellular component: ribonucleoprotein complex.